This is a messenger RNA of Coregonus clupeaformis (lake whitefish), 3225 nucleotides long. Its product is annotated as protein kinase C-binding protein NELL2. Gene Ontology annotation, molecular function: calcium ion binding; protein binding. The coding region runs from base 316 to 2754 and encodes 812 amino acids. Lineage: Eukaryota; Metazoa; Chordata; Actinopteri; Salmoniformes; Salmonidae. The transcript has 20 exons. The record is from RefSeq and is a predicted model, not a curated record.
GAAAGCGAGUACCCUCUUUCUCCUCUCUUCUGCCGCACUCGUGCAGACUGCUGAACAGAGGAGCGUUUCAGGGACUGGUGAAGAUUGCUUUGUUACAACCUCUAUUGCCUACCCACCUGUGUCGCGGACUGACCGAUGCCAGUAGUAUAACAGACCUGUAUAAAGUAGCUCGCACUGAAUGGAAUAAUAUCUCUUGGUGAUCCGGCUUUCACAAAUGUGGGAUUUGUAAUAGGCUACUGAGCUCUUGUGACAUCGUUGGAUUGAACAGUACUGCCUCUUGGAAGUGGACAAAACAUGGACUAAUUUUGAAUCACAAUGGGAUUAAAACUAUUUCUUGUCCUCGGUUUAUUCUGCGUCACCUCAGUUUUAGGUUUCGGGGUUGAUCCUGCUCUACGCAUCAAUGUUUUCGAUGAAUUGACGCUUGGAGAGGGUUUUGAUGGAGUUAAUCAAGUCCAGGGCUUUCACAGCGAGUCUCGGGCGUUCCACUUUCAAGGUUCGUCCAGGGAGGUGAAGGCCCCUGAGGAUGUGUCUGCGCGGAUGCUCCAGAAGCUGAGGGGCCGGACUGAGUUCACCGUGCUGGUCACCCUGAAACAGGAGCACCUCAACUCUGGGGUCAUCCUCUCCAUCCACCACUCUGAACAGAGGUUCCUGGAGUUGGAGAGCAGUGGGCAGCGCAGUGAGGUGCGUCUCCACUACCGCACCAAGGGUCAGCAGGCCCACACUGAGGUGUUCCCCUACAGCCUGGCAGACGGACAGUGGCACAAGGUCUCUGUGGCGGUCAGCGCCUCCCACAUCAUACUGCACGUCGACUGCAACAGGAUCUAUGAGAGGGUAGUGGAGAUCCCGUUCAUGGACAUACCUGAUGACACAACUUUCUGGCUGGGACAGAGGAACAGCGCCCAUGGCUACUUCAAGGGUGUAAUGCAGGAUGUUCAGAUACUAGUCAUGCCUCAGGGAUUCAUCUCCCAGUGCCCAGAUCUCAACCGGACAUGCCCAACCUGCAAUGACUUCCACGGACUGGUGCAGAAGAUCAUGGAACUGCAGGAUAUCUUAGCCAAAACAUCCAGCAAGCUGUCCAGGGCGGAGGAGAAGAUGAAUGGUCUGGAUGGAUGCUAUUGUGAGAGGACCUGCAGUGUCAAGGGGGUCGUCUACAGAGAGGACGAGUCCUGGACAGAUGGCUGCAGGAACUGCACUUGCUCGAAUGGCACAGUGCAGUGUGAGAUCAUCUCCUGCCCUCCCCCUCAGUGCCCAGCGGGCACCAUGCCUGCCUACAUGAAGGGCGCCUGCUGUAUGGCAUGCCAACCGGUAUGCCUGUUCAAAAAAGAAGAGUUGGUGGAGGGAGAUCAGAAAGCGGUGCGUGACAACUCUGGCAGAUGCCAGCUGUCCGAGUGCAGGGACACGACUAUGCAUCAGGUCGUCAUGACUACCCCCUGUCCUGAGCUCAACUGUCCAGAGUCCGAGCAGGUCAACCUCACCGACAGGUGCUGCAAAGUCUGCAGAGGUCAUGACUUCUGUGCGGAGGGCCACGGCUGUGUGGAGCACUCUGACUGUAUCAACUUGGAGGCUGGGGCCCGCUGCAGCUGCAAGGAUGGCUUCCACCCGCUCCGAGAUGACAACGCAUACUGUGAAGAUAUCGAUGAGUGUGCGGAGGGGAAGCACUACUGCAGGGAGAACACCAUGUGUGUUAACACCCCCGGAUCCUUCAUGUGCAUCUGUCACAGGGGAUACAUUAGGAUCGAUGACUACUCCUGCACAGAGCAUGAUGAGUGUGUGAGUGGACUGCACAGCUGCGACCAGAAUGCCCUCUGUUUCAACAAGGUGGGAGGGCACAGUUGCUCCUGUAAGCCAGGAUACACUGGUAAUGGCACCGUCUGCAAAGCGAUGUGUGACGGCCUGUGCCAGAAUGGAGGAACCUGCAUCUCGCCAAACAACUGCAUCUGCCAGCAAGGCUUCACGGGGAAGAGGUGUGAGACAGACAUUGAUGAGUGUUCUGAUGGGUUCGUGGAGUGUAAUGACAAAGCCAUCUGUGUCAACCUGCCCGGCUGGUACCACUGCGAGUGUCGUGAUGGCUACCACGACAAUGGCUUGUUCUCUGCCAAUGGGGAGUCGUGCAUAGAUAUCAACGAAUGCAAGAUGGGGAGGAACACCUGUGCCAAUGACACGGUGUGCUUCAACUUGGAGGGGGGCUAUGACUGCAGGUGCCCCCACGGGAGGAACUGCACCGGAGACUGUAUCCAUGACAACAAAGUCAAACACAACAGACAGAUCUGGGUGCUGGACAACGAUAGAUGCUCCGUCUGCUCCUGUCAGACUGGCCAGGUGAUGUGCAGGAGAAUGGUGUGUGACUGUGAGAACCCCACAGCUGACCUGUUCUGCUGUCCAGAGUGUGACCCUCGCCUCAGCAGCCAGUGUCUGCACCAGAAUGGCCUGCUGACCUACGGCAGUGGAGACUCCUGGGUGGAGAACUGCCAGCAGUGCCAAUGUCUGCAGGGUCAGGUGGACUGCUGGCCCCUGUCGUGCCCGCCAGUGGACUGUGAGUUCACGGUGGUGCCCGAAGGCGAGUGCUGUGCCCGCUGCAUCAUCGACCCCUGCCAGGCCGACACCAUCCGCAACGACAUCACCAAGACGUGCACGGACGAGCACGGCAUCCAGCGCUUCAGCGGCUCCUCCUGGAUCAAACACGGCACUGAGUGCACCCUCUGUCAGUGCAAGAAUGGACAUAUCUGUUGCUCAGUGGACCCCAUGUGCCUUUAGUUCCUGAAGCUCUGAAGGCACCACCUGUACAUUGAUAUCCAUGUAAAAACAACCUGCAUUUUCCACCCUCCUGCCCAACUUCUUUAUACCAAAUACAAACAUGUAUCAUAGAACACAGAUGAUGAACUACAGUAGUCCUUCCCACAAGCCCCCUCUCUGUGUUCAGCCUCACCAAUCAGGGUGACUCGUGUGCAUUGAGGAACACCCCCGAAUCAUCUGCAACAUGACGCUGUAAAAUACUAUUAUGCUGGCAUGACUGUGCUCAUCGUAGAAACGUUUAGCUGAUUUCUAAACUCUUUUAAUCUCUAAAUGAUAUCCUAGGUAGUGAUCGUGUUAGUCUUAAUUUUUAUUUGCCACAUUAUGAAAGUUGUCUAUAUUUUGUGGUCCUCUGUAGCAUUACUUUCCAUUGUGUCUUUAUUUCAAGGCUUGUUAUCGUGUAAUGGUGAAAUAAAGUAUUUCCAUUUACAUUAA